AUGGCAGAGCUGGCGGCUGGAGCCGUCAGCUCAUUGCUGGGCGUCCUCUGGGCUGAGGCCCAGCUGCUGAGACGCGUCGGUAACGACGUGGAGUUCAUCAAGGAGGAGAUGGAGAGCAUGAACAGCUUCCUAGAGCACCUAGCCAGGACAGCGCCUCCCGGCGGCUCACAUGACGAGCAAGUGCAGACGUGGAUGAACCAGGUUCGGCAGCUCGCCCACGACUGCAGCAACUGCAUCGACCAUUACCUACUACGCGGUGAUCUGGCAAUCCACCGUGCCAGGGGUGGUUUCAAAGGCCACUUUUGGUGGGCUUACUGGUUCGUGCAGGAGUUGAUCGCCAAGAACAUAGCAGCCACCCGGCUGCGUGAGCUCAUGGAGCGGGCUGGCGACGUUGGCAAGCGCCGGUUGAGGUACGGCGUGGAGAUCCCAGGGAAGCCAGCUACCCCUGGUGGUGGCGCCACGUCGUCGUCGACAUUGAUGCGAUCAUCCUCGUCCUCGUCUCAAGCUGCUGCUGCACUUCCAGCGGCUGCAGAAGACGAUGAUGAGGAUGAAGAUGUCAAGCAUCAGGCAGGAGCAGUGGCCGACCAUUAUUCUUACUACCACCAUCUAGCUCUGGAGCCUCCCAAUCUGGAUAACUACUUCAUAGAGAAGAUAUGCAACUGGGUGGCGAGACUAAGGACCAACGCGGGACCAAUGCGUUCCAUCGCCAUUGUAGUACCAGAAGAUACAGACUACAUCACUGUAAGUGAAGGUUUGGAGAAAGCGAGCGCACAAUUUAAGCGCACGGUGUGGAUCAACCUCCCUUCAGUACACUACCCAUCAGAUAAGCUAGGACCCAACAAGGUUCUUCUCUUCAUCCUGCGUGUAUGCAGACUUCAGAAGCAACACAACGAUGAUAAGAAGUGGAUGGAAGAAAAGGUUACUAGUCGAUUCGAUGUUUGGAGCAAUGGAAGGAAGGAGAAAAGAAGAAUCAGGCAGCAAUUUGAACGCAGAGUUGAAGGAAAAAUUAAAGAACUCAAAAACAAGAUUGAAGAUAUGGAGAGCAAGGUCAGUGUUAAAAUGAAAAUAGUUGGGAGCAACAAGAAUGAGGCUACAGAAGGGGGGAAUCAGAUCACGGUCACAGAGGAAUUCAAAGCCAAUUUCGACAGCAAGAUUAAAGAGCUCGAAAACAAGAUUAAAGAUAUGGAGAGCAAGAUCAAUGAGAAGACAGGAGGGGGGCACGUGACAGGAGGAACAGAGGGGAACAUCAAGGAUGAAGAAACACAAGGGGGAGACAAGAAUGUUGAUGAAAAAGGAGGGAGCAACAACGUGACUCAACAAACAGUGGGGGCCAAGGCCAACAACAAUGGAGCAACACAAGGGGUAAACAAUAUUGUUGAACAACUAAGUGUGACAAACACGGCAAGACCCUUGGCACUGCUAGUGCUAUGUAAAGAGGAAAGGAAUGAGCCGGAAACCAAGGACGUACUAGAAUCGGAUGAGCAAAAGAUUAUAAAGAAAACAGCUAUGAAGCUGGCAAAGUAUAUGAAAAGUGAAGGCGUGAACCUGCGCGACAGCCAAUACGAACAGAUUCUGCUGGAGCUGUUCCUGACCAGUGCUACAGACCAAAGAAAUCAGGAUCAGAUCAAAGAAAUCAUCAUCUGUGUGAUUAAAGAAGACGUUUUAGCAGUCACACAGUCUACCAAGUCCCGUGUCCCAGGAGAACAAAAACCUGGUGAAGAUCAAAUCGCCAGUGCCAUCCAAUAUACCAAGGAUAAGAUUCCAGAAAUGGAGCUCAAGAUUAAGCAGCAGAUGAUGAUCAAAUGGAUAGUGGAUCAAAUCAAUGAGCUUUUAGAUGAUAAAGAUAAUCUGCUUAUUAUCCUGCACGAUGAGAAUAGAAGACGUGGACCCAAGUGGGAGGAUAUAAUGAAUGCGGUGAAGCUAUUGAAGUGCGCCAAGGGCAGUGCAAUGAUAGUGACUACGAGGGACAGCCAGAAGGCCAAAGAGUUUUGCUACCCACCCACAGAGCCAAUAACAUAUUCUCUUGUUGGACUCUACCAUGAUAUUGUACUCAAGCUCACACAACAUUGGGUGAACAACGAAGAUGACAACAGCACCCAGAUUUUCCGCGACAUCUUGGACAAGUGCCAUCCACAUGAAUUCUGCAUGAAGAUGUUCGCUGGUGCUUUGUAUGCUAAUGCCAAUAGGAGCAAGAAAGAACUAGCGAGGCUAUCUGAGUGCCUGCAGGUGCAGGAUCCUGCAAGUCCAGAAAACACAUUGGCCAUUAAUGCAAAGAAGAUAUUCAAGUUUUCCUACAGAGAUCUGUCUAGAGAGCACAAGACCUGCUUGCUGUACCUAGCCAUCUUCAGCCAAGGUUGUCUAUGUUUUGACGACAAAAACUACUACCUCAAGGCCAUAUGCAACAACAUUCCAUUUCUCAAGUAUCUAAGCCUAAGGGAAACAAAUAUUACACAUCUACCCGGAGAAAUCAACAACCUCCAUGACCUAGAAAUAUUGGACAUCCGGCAAACCAGUGUGCCUCCAAAGGAAACAAGGCAUGUCCCGCUCCAAGAAGCUAAGGCGCUUUGCUUCUUUGGUGACAACGAUUCAAGUGCAAGCGGUAAUGGCUUGUGCAUAAUCAAUAGGAAGCGAAGUCGGUAUGCUCAUGUGUCAAGAUAUCCCAUUCAAGAUUGA
Molecule: messenger RNA, 2673 nt
Organism: Miscanthus lutarioriparius
Lineage: Eukaryota; Viridiplantae; Streptophyta; Magnoliopsida; Poales; Poaceae
Source: the annotation of a GenBank genome assembly